AUGAAUGGUGUCUUUGCCGAAGAACUCCAAAGACGAAGGGAGCACAUUGCAUCGAGCACGAAGCUGAACUCAGCCAUUGUUGUUUUGCUGAUAACGAACACGAUCAUCUUGGGAAUAGAGGUGGAUGACCAGAGGGCCGUCGCAGUCGAGAUGAAUGUUGGCUUCGUGCUGAUUGAAAUCUUUUUUGCGAGUGUCUUCAUCCUGGAAUGGCUUGUCCGACUUCACCAGCAGAGAUUCGAGUUCUUCCAUGACGGCUGGAACGUCUUUGAUUUUAGUCUCGUGCUAAUGGGUUUUGGUGACUUGAUGAUGACUCUCUUUCGCCCCGUGGCGGGUGUCCAGCUGGCAAAAGCAUUUCGCGUCUUUCGCGGCUUGCGGGUCGCGCGGAGUGUGAAAGGCGUCGCUGGCCUGGGAGGUCUUUGGUUCAUGAUCCAGGGCUUGCUGGACUCGUUCAAGGCGGUCACAUUUGUCGCAAGCAUCGCUGCGGUUGCAUUGUACAUCUUCGCGGUGUCUCUGACUUCGGUGGUGGCUACGGAUCCCAUCGUUCUGAACUUCUGGCCUACUGCGAAGUUCUACUUCGGGACUAUAGGCCAAUCCAUGAUGACAAUGCUACAGGUUGCUACGCUGGACAGGUGGGCUGGCUUGGUGGCUCGUCCACUGUUAGAGUUGUCUCCGCCUGCGGUCGUCCUUCUGAUUCUCGGGGUUGUUCUGCUCACCUUUGCCAUCUUCAACCUUCUGGUGGCGGUCAUGGUGAAGCAGAUCACCUCUUUAGCGUCGGAUAGCAAGGAGACCUCGGCGAGAAUGCUGAUCAACUCAGAAAGAUACAUCUUGCAUCGCCUGUUGAUCGAAUUCAACCGACACGACCAGGACAACACUGGCUAUCUCAGCCUGAGAGAGUUUAAGAAAAUGAUCAGGCAGAGUGAUGUGCAAGCCAAGCUGUCGAUGCUUGGCCUUCGCGUGGACGAAGCUGAAGAGCUGUUCACUGUGCUUGAUGCAGAUCAGAGCGGUGAGGUCAGUGCCGAAGAGUUGGUCGAUGGGAUCCAGCAGCUGAAGGGGCCUGCCACGGGCCAGGACAUGGUUCGACUCAUUAGCAUCGCGCUCCAUGAGAAUUGGCGUGCUGGAUGUUUUGUCGAGCGGCUGCGGCGAAUGAGCUACACAGCUGAUGAGAUCCAGGGUCGACUGAAUAUGAUGGGUCACCGGUUGUCAUCGGAGAUCUUCGAUGCCAAAAAUGCCGACUAUCGCCAUGACCUGCUUCACAAGCAGGCAGCAGACAGGGACAAGGUGAUCUACGAGAUGGACCAGUUUCGUUUCGCCAACUACCCAGAGAUCAUACCCAAGCCUGUGCCUGUGCCCAAGCAAGACCAGGAGCUGGAGCCAGACAACUUCCUGGAUAACUUCUUGGAAUGA
Molecule: messenger RNA, 1404 nt
Organism: Symbiodinium sp. CCMP2592
Lineage: Eukaryota; Dinophyceae; Suessiales; Symbiodiniaceae
Source: the annotation of a GenBank genome assembly